AUGCCAGAGUUCAGAGGAGCAGAUGAGCUAGAGCAGCAUAAGACCACACCAGGUGUUACUCCUGACACUUUAUUAGGUCGCCUAAGAGGGACCAGAGUCUGCUGUCCAGAUCAGAUGAAGAUGGAAAUUGCAAGAGCACACUUGAUGCUUGCAGCUGUAGGCUUUCUCCUGUGGAGCAGCGGUGGCUCUGCUGCACCCAUGGAGUGCCACUUCGACUCAAGAGCACGGUGUGUGUUUGAGGGAAGACACUUCUCACUGGGUGAAACCUGGAUGGACAACGCUUGCAUGCAGUGCACGUGUCUGCACCCGGUUGGCGUCGGCUGCUGCGAGACGGUGCAUCGGCCAGUAGAUUUCCCCGCGUGGUGUCAGGUACGGGUGGAGCCAGUGACCUGUAAAGUGACCCUGGUGCAGACGGCUGAUCCUCGUCUGCCCUGUUUCCCUGGUGACCACCUCAAGGAUCCCAGUCAUGGGUCACUUCCUCUUCAGCAGCAGCAGCAGCAGCAGCUUCAGCAGCAGCUGUUUGAGGGGUAGAAACUAUAGAAAGCUGCUAAACUCAGCAACUAUCUGUUCAGCCUGUUUGCCUGUGAAACCAUUACUCACUUCAUCUAAAUAACAGUAACUAUUGUCAUAUACAUACUGUACAAAUACAAAUCAUUAACAGCAUAUAUAAGUUUCAGUGAAGGAAAUGUGACACUUGUCUGUGAAGGAAUAUUUAAGUAAGACCUCAGAAUUUUCCAGCAGAAAUCACCGAACAUGAUGCUUCAAAUAAACAAAUUUAGCAUUGACUUUUCAUUAGAUAAAAUGCCCUUUUCAGGAUCAGUCUACGUGUGGUCAUCAUAGGCUUUAAAGUAGAGGAAACCUUCACUUUAAUAUUCAUACUGGGAGCUUUUUGUGCUGAAGAUAUAAAAGAUUUGUACAAAAAAACUAUGUACAUGAUGCCAAAUGCCAGAUUAUUAUUAUUAUAAGCAUAUACCGUGUCAUACACAAUCUACUGAAUUUGACCUGUUCUCUGCUGUAACUCAUUUAACCCCAAA
Molecule: messenger RNA, 1034 nt
Organism: Solea senegalensis (Senegalese sole)
Lineage: Eukaryota; Metazoa; Chordata; Actinopteri; Pleuronectiformes; Soleidae
Gene: msmp1
Product: microseminoprotein, prostate associated 1
Exons: 4
Coding region: 1-531 (176 amino acids)
Source: RefSeq, a predicted model, not a curated record